Messenger RNA from Aspergillus ibericus CBS 121593, 894 nucleotides. Its product is annotated as flavin-dependent quinone reductase. The coding region runs from base 280 to 894 and encodes 204 amino acids. The transcript has a single exon. Gene Ontology annotation, molecular function: oxidoreductase activity; FMN binding. NCBI's taxonomy places the organism in Eukaryota, Fungi, Ascomycota, Eurotiomycetes, Eurotiales, Aspergillaceae. The record is from RefSeq and is a predicted model, not a curated record. Gene Ontology annotation, cellular component: cytosol.
CCACUGUCAGAUCCAAUAAUAGCCCCCCUCAUUGGACCUGUGACUCACCUAAUCGCUCCCACCUGACCGUCAUACUCGCCCUCGGCCUCGGUCUCGGUCUUCGGAUACAGCUUACCCGAUACUGACAAACCCGAAUUGAGACAUAUACCACCCCGAUGAACGAAAAGUCUAUAUAACGCCGUAAUAUACCACUGUAGCACCUGUGCAACCCACCAUCAGCAUCACCCUCACCCACACCCUCACCAAACCAACAGCAACGCAACAGCAACGCAACGCAACAUGUCCCCCCUCAUCGGCCUCAUUACCUGCAGCCAGAGAUCCCCUAGAGCAGGUCCCCAAAUCACCACCUUCAUCCAAACCACCAUCCUGACAUCCCACCCAACCGCCAACCUCAACAUCAUCGAUCUCGCGGAAUGGAAUCUCCCCAUGUACAACGAACCCGGGAUCCCCUCGUACAUCACCUCCGCGGAUGAAUACGUGCACGAACAUACCAAAGCCUGGUCGAGAGAAAUCGCCCGCCACGACGCAUUCAUCUUUGUCACCCCACAAUACAACUGGGGCUAUCCGGCAAGUGUGAAGAACGCGAUUGAUUAUCUGUUUCAUGAGUGGAAGGGAAAGCCGGCGUUGGUGGUGAGUUAUGGGGGCCACGGGGGCGGGAAGGCGGCGGGGCAGUUGAGGGAGGUGUUGCUGGGGGUGAGGAUGAGGCCGUUGGAGGCGGAGAGGAUGGUGCAGUUGAGGUUUCCGGAUCGGGAGGAGGUGAUUAAGGCGGCGCGGGGUGGGGAGAUGGGGUUGGAGAAGGAGGGGGGGUUCUGGGCGGGGGAGAGGGAGGGGAUUAGAGUUGCUUUUGCGGAGUUGGUGGAUGCCGUUGAGGCUGUGGACGGAGAGGGUGCUUAG